AUGCUUUGUGUCUCCGUUUGCAGGGCAGCACCCUUUAACAAAUUAGCUAAAAUAAAUUGGAAGUCAAUUCACCUUGUCCAGGGCCUGCGUUCUGCUGCCCCAGCCACAGCAAGCGCUGCUGCUAAGUCGAAUACUCCUCCACUUAAACUAGACGAUAACAGGAUCGAGGUUUUUGUCGAUGGAAAAUCUGUCCUUUGUGAACCCGGUAUGACCGUCUUGCAGGCAUGCAGUUUAGUGGGUGUUGAGAUUCCGCGGUUUUGUUAUCACGAAAGACUUUCGAUCGCGGGUAGUUGCAGAAUGUGUCUUGUAGAAGUCGAGAACUCUGUUAAACCUGUAGCUAGCUGCGCCAUGCCAGUCUGGAAGGGUAUGCGCAUAAAGACCGACUCUGAGAUGACACGAAAAGCCAGAGAGGGUGUUAUGGAGUUUCUGCUGGUCAAUCAUCCUCUGGAUUGUCCUAUUUGCGAUCAAGGUGGCGAGUGUGACCUCCAGGACCAGGCUAUGGUCUUCGGAUCCGACCGCUCUCGCUUUAUCGACAACUCGUUCUCAGGUAAGCGAGCCGUGGAGGACUUCAACAUGGGCCCUCUCAUCAAGACCUGCAUGACUCGUUGUAUCCACUGUACCCGUUGCGUCCGAUUUGUCAACGAGGUGGCUGGAGUGCCAGACCUUGGUACCUCAGGUCGAGGCAACAGCAUGCAAAUCAGCACCUACGUUAAUCGAAUGAUUGAAAGUGAACUUUCGGGCAAUGUUGUUGAUCUCUGCCCUGUGGGGGCCCUUCUUUCCAAACCCUACUCCUUUGUUGCGCGUCCUUGGGAGACAAGACGCAUCGAGUCCAUCGAUGUGAUGGACGCAGUAGGUUCAAACAUCGUCAUCUCAAUGCGGACCAAUGAGGUGCUACGUAUUCUACCCCGAUUGAAUGAGGACGUGAAUGAGGAGUGGUUGGCCGACAAGUCACGUUGUGCUUGUGAUGGUCUCAAACGUCAGCGACUUGUGGUUCCCUUGAUGCGACCUAAAGGUGGUGAAGUACAUCAACGAUCCUCUUGGGAAGGGGUUUUGAUUGCCAUUGGUGAGCAUUUCGUCUCUUUGGGAUCGGUUGAACCUGCCAAGUGUCCACCCAACCAGAUUGCUGUAAUCGCUGGUCCUUUUACUGAUGCUGAGACUAUGACUGCUGCCAAAGACCUCGCAAACGCUGUGAACUCUGAAUUGGUCCUUACUGAAGAGAACUUCCCCCCGAAUAGAAUCGAUGUGCGUGCUAACUACCUGUUCAAUUCAAGGAUUGUUGGCAUAGAUGAGGCUGAUUUGAUCCUAUUUAUCGGCACCAAUCCGCGAUUUGAAGCACCAUUGAUUAACGCACGUGUACGCAAGAACUGGCUCAAUAAUGAAUUGGAUGUGGCAUUGAUUGGUGAAAAGGUUGAUCUCACCUACGACUACGAGCAUCUUGGAUCGUCGACCUCGGUCAUUCCCGAAAUCAUUUCAGGAAAGCACCCUUUCGCUAAGCGUCUUGCGGCGGUGAAGAAUCCUCUGGUAGUGGUGGGCAGUGAAGCCCUUCAGCGCGCGGACGGUGCGGCGUUGCAUGCGGCGGUGCAGCAGUUAGCCUGCCACUUUGCGCCCUCGGCGGAGGAAGGUGCGCGACGUUUUAACGUGCUGCAGCGCUACGCUAGCCAGGUGGCCGCUAUGGACCUUGGUUACACUCCUGGGCUCGAUGCUCUCCGAACCGCUCAGCCCAAGGUGGCCAUCUUGUUGGGCGCUGACCAGGGUCAAUUGACACGUGCCCAUUUGCCGGAGGAGUGCAUGAUCAUCUACAUUGGCCACAACGGCGACCACGGGGCGAAGAUGGCGGACAUUGUGUUGCCCGGUGCCGCCUAUACGGAGAAGCACGCAACUUACGCUAACCUGGAGGGUAGGGCCCAGCGUACCUACCCCGCCGUGGCACCGCCAGGCGAAGCACGCCAAGACUGGGCCAUCCUUCGUGCCAUAUCUGAGGUCGCUGGGUGCCCUCUACCUUAUGAUGAUCUUGAGGAAGUGCGUCAACGCAUGCGUCAAAUAGCACCUGGUCUGCUCGAGAUCGACGCUGUCCAGAGUGCCGAUCCGGCAUGCCUCAAGGUCACUGCUGCUGAUGCCAAGGUCGAAUACCAAAAGGAAUCAAAAAAUCUUGAUAAAAAAUCACCUUUGAGUGUAUCGAUGAAGGAGCUGUACCAGUACUUCAUGACCGACGCCAUCAGCCGAAAUUCCCAGACCAUGUCACGCUGUGUGAAAUCCUUCAAGACACACGUCCCCCCGGAAAACGCGAACUUCAAGGAAGCUCUCAAUAUGUGGUCUGCAUACAAAACGCUUCAAAACAUUAUUACAAAUGUUUUGUUUAACGGUAGAAUUGAUCAGCUAAUGGAAUUUGAGACCUCCCUAAGGCGCCAUAGGACACCAUUGCUUUUGCCAAUGCAUAAACCGGGAAAAUCGGUCGAAGACCGACAAUCCGUCAAGAAGGCUGAUGUGGAAGCAAUUGCCAUCCCUGGUCUAUCCCAGCGUAUUAUCCUUACGCAAGAUCUCAUUGAAGAAACUUGUUGCCUGAGUGAUCUCUUUGAUGUAAAUGAGAUCACUGCCCUGGAACUUCUGCUAACUGCUGAAGGCCACCUGUCUUCCCACUCAAGUGGUCUGAGUCGUGCAGCCCUGGCAAUCACAUUAUACUUUGAUGCUUAUUGUGCUCUCGCAGAAUCACUUAAUGCGAUCAUCAAACGCCGUAUUGGACGUAUACCCAUGAGCAAUCCACCUUCUCGGGAUGUCGAAAACAUUAUUAGCUCCUUUACCGAGGAUCUAUGGCAAACUGGACUUCUAGAAAAUCUCCUUACUUUUCUGAGUAAAUUCAAUGUUGAAAGUGAACUCAAGCGUCUUGAGACAGCUCGUGUGCUCGAUAGUCGUCAACACCGUCGAGAUAUUCGACGUCUUCUCACAGGGAUCCGAAACCGUCUUGCUGAGACUGUCAUGCUGUGGGCCGCGCAAACACCCCUCUCCUCUUCCGAAAUGGCUCAGGUACUCGCUCACCUCAUCGGUUCCAAAUCAAGCUUUGAAGUUGGUGUUGAUCUUGAGGAUGAUGUCUCACUACCUCUUGACCAUGGCAGCAUUCACCUCUUCAUGGCCCUCCUCUUCUCCUUGGAACCUUUUGGUGCUUCUGGAGUUACUGUUGAACAAUAUGCAGAUGCGGAUGAACAGGGUUGGCACCAUAAUUAUUGGAAAGACAUUGCUUCUCUUUUGGUUUCUAGCCACAGAUUCAUGUCUCCUUUAGACUUGCAGCAUCCCCUUUUCUCAGAGGCUGGUUAUGUAGCCUCUGUGACGGAGCUACUCACUCUGCCCGGCGAAGCCAAUCAAAAAAAAACUUCACUUGUGAUUGAGGGACUGCAUGGUCUUUUGCAGAUCUCAUGGGCUAUAGCCUUGCAUCGAACCGCACACCUUAGAACAGACCUGCGUCGUCGGCGGGAAGACGGCAACACUCUCGACUACGGAGACGUUGUCGAUGAGGACGAAUUAGUCACCUCAGCGCUCAGAUCCCGAGCCCUGGAAUUUCUCUCAACUGGUAUACUCUCGGAACUGUAUUUUUCGCAUGAGUAUCUUUGGGUCUGUCGAGUGCAUGGUCUCCUAACGGAAUUGCUAAUCCAAUUUCCCCAAAUUACACGCGAAAUGCGACUUUGGGACGAGUCGAUGGUGCGUCGAAUGGGUGUGGAUCCAGGCAGUUUUGCGGUAUUGCUUGAUACCAUCGCCUGUCUUUACAACGUGCCAGGGUCGUCUUUGCAUGCACGUCUCUCGCUGGAGUACUGGUGGCCAGCGGGCGAGACGCAUCUACCAUCUGCGCAGGUCUCUGACACCAUCAACGCCUCCUUCCGUGCUGGAGAGGUGGAAAACUCGCGACAGGCCAUAUUGUUCCGUUUCGUCUACUCCAGUAGCGAGUUCGCCUCCUCCCCGGUCAUAUUUGUGCCUUACGUGCGAAUGCUACGCUCUCUGGUUGGCUGCCAAACUUCGGCUAAUCUCUGCUUUAAUCUACUCAAAGCUACCGCUUCCUCCGGAGGUCGAUUGGCCUCACUGCUUACCUGGGACCACUUCAUCUCGAGCCUACAACAAUAUCUAGAGCACCUGAAGCGCGCCACAACCAUUACAUCGGGUGUGGGGAUGGGAGGCCAACCGCUGCAUCUGCAACACCCUCACCUCUACCACCAAUCUACGGCUGCCUCGAUGGUAGCAGCGGGCGAUUCUCAUUUCGUGCAACAACAGCAGGAGCAGCAACUGCAGUCUGCUUUGGUACCCCUCGAGAUCCAACCGGAGGAAGUAGAAGCUCUACGCAUUGUAGUGGCUCUCAUCACACGUGUCUGUAUCAUGGAUCCAAUAGCACGUUCCUCUUUUGCAUCAAACACAAAGUGGCGCCUCAUCUCCACCGCUAUCGGCCUUAUUACUUGUCCUCUUCCAAUGUCAAUGAAAGCGGACUUGCUAUACCUCCUUUCAUCACUGUCGCACGCCCCCGCCAUCGCGGCUGAGGUUUGGUGUGCCCUUAUGGAUAGUCGUCUGUUCUCCUUCAUCGAACAUCCCUCCGGUCCUCUCCUUUCCUCCACCUCCCCCCGCAGUAUUGUGGGACUUCAUACGGAGAUGGACAAGUUGGAAGCACGGUUAGAGGAGUAUCCAAUCACACAGGCCUUCUUAAACAUUCUCACAACACUGGCGCCAUCUCUAUUGAACUCCGCUGUGGGUACAAGUAAGCUUACUUCGUCGGCCAUGGAGCCUUGCGAGGCGCUCUCCCGUCUAGUUCAUUUCAUCACUGAGACAAUCUUCUUGAAGCAUACCAUGCGUGCCUAUCGUUUGGUCCGUACUUUUCUGCGUCGAAUGCGCUCGGUGGCCAUUCUCAUUGCGGGUGCCGGGCACUGCAGCGACGAGCAGUUGGCCCUCUUCGAUUGGACUACUCUCCUCGGUGGCCACGUGAACACGGCCAAACUCAACCUUCCCCGUGGUUGGCCGUUCAUCGACCCUGGCUAUCAAAUCGUCACUCAGCUGCUCACUAAUUCCUCUCUAUUCUCUCUGCUGACUGGGCUGUUGGAAGUAGGACUUUACCGCCUAUUGGAGAAUUCCACCGCUUUUAUCUCCUGCGCCAUGGUUCGAGCUACGGCGGCAAUUUUACGUCUCUUUGAACACAUUCUUCCACAGGAGCAGAUGGUCCUAAAUCUUGUGCGUCGAGCUGUUCUUGUGAUGCCUCAUCUGUGUCCUGAGACUGUGUGGGGCCAAAGAUCAGGCGCCGAUGUCAUCCUACCUACCUUGCUCUCGCGUCUCCUCGUGGUGACUAUCAAUUCGAGAACUGGUCGGGCUGAUCUCCUUGUCACCAUUGUUCGGUAUUGCGGUCUCUCCGAUGACCUUCCAGACCAUGGCACUUCGGCGCUUAACAUCCUCUACGGUGUUGUGCGUGCUGUGCAGCCACAUGAAUCUGUGCUGGCCGUCCUUACCAAUGAUAAGGCAAGGGAGUGUCUAAUUGGCCUAAUUGUUGACUCCUUGAAAACAUCUUGUUCUACCUUGACGCCCUCUAACCUUGCUACUAAAAAAUUAGAGCAAGAACUGUUGCGCGCUCUGGUCUCCUGCCUUAAUACCUCUCUGUGCGAGUUGUCUGACAGCAGAGGCACAGACGAGACUGGCAGCGAGUCACCACCGGUCUUCUCCGACGCCUGGCUCUAUGACGACUCUGGGACGGGAACGAUUGUCGAUGAAGGAUUUGAUUCUUGUGGCGGUAGGGGUGGUGGUGUUUGCUACCCGCCAAACCCCACACUCAGAGUGGCCAGCGUUCUCACCGCCUUUCCCACCAUGCCCUGCGAUUGGGAUAUGAGUGAAGCACGAUGGGAGUUUAUGGCCGCCUUCCCUUCACAAAAAUCGCCUUCAGCCGAUUUGAUGCCCGGUGCUUUUUGUCAAUGGCGUCAAGGUCAUGGAUGUUCAAUUCGCUCAACAAUUCUGCGUUUGAUUCUCUAUGCUCUGACCAACCAUCCGAGUCCCUCAAUCGCCCACUGGCUCUUGGGAUUCCGCUGCAAGAACUCACGCAGCAUUGCUCUGACAACUUUUCAGGACGCCGGCGUGGGUGGAUUUCCUCGAACCUGCCUGCAUGCGCUGCUCGAUCUCCUCGAAUUGGCCGUGGCCAGUCUGCGUGAGAAUUUAGUGGCCGAACUGGAGGCCUGCCCGCCGCACGUCUCUUUGCUGAUGCAACAGUGGGAUGCUGCGAUAGGCUGGCAAAUCCUCUACCACCUUAUGGCCGCCACCACCACCACGGCUGUCCCUGUUUCCCGUUACCUCCGUGGCAACCACGACCUCAUCGCACGUCAUCUUACCACCGGCCUUAUUGGAGUCCUUCUCGCUGCCCCUUCUCCAUUGUCUGCAUCAACGUCAUCAGAGGAUAAUGCUAAAUGUGUCGCCGACGCUUCUGUUUUAGCUCUCCAGUCCCUCGUGCUGAACCAGUGUUCCUGGCUAAUGAAGAUGGCAGCAAUUGAAGCGCAGUCUUCCACCUCGCAGCGCACCUACUUGGCUCGGCUGCUCAUUAAUCUGUUCCCUACUAAUGAGAACGCUGCUGGUGGUGCUGGCGAUGUUGGUGGGCAACCGGUUUCGUUCACGGAUCAUUUCUCCUCCAUUUUACCCUGCUCCGACUCGACAGAACCGCAAAAUCGAGUUCUUGCGGACCUGCUGUCGCGGAUGGCACCCUCGGAGGCGAUGCCCAGUCCCCGGUGGCCGUUUGAGCGCGAUUGUGCCGAGUCCAAGCUUGUGGAAGACAUCGUCAUAGCCUGUGAGGAGGUUUUUUCCCUCAUUUCCACCGAUGAACAAGUGUCACUGCGCUCGGGCGUCAUCAAUACUGCCUCGCUGGUCUCUCGCCUGAAUAUUUUCCUAGGUGUUACCCCUGUUCCCUCUGGUGUGCCUCAAAAGGCGGCAGUGGAGGAGAGUGUGCUUGAAGCCUCAGCACCGCUGCCAGCUGCCGCCACUACCGACGGCACCGGUGUCUGUCUGGCCACUGACGUGGCAGAGUGGGCAAGUCGUCGCAACGCGCAUCGCCUGGCCCUGGUGGCUGGAAAACAGGCGUUUUUAGAGGGCUGGCGUCACCUUGCUGAGAUCGGCCUCCGCAUGCUUCACUUCCUGGCGCGCUCUUCGCCCGAGGCUCUCGGUCUCACUACUUCCACCACCUCUUCUAGCAUCUUUUCUGGUGCAGGGAGUGCUGUCAGUCGGUAUCUUUAUGCAUCCAACAUGACUCUUCUCCAUUGCUUGCUCAGUGAGAUUGCAGCACCCGAAUCUGCGCCCGCAGUACUUAAAGUCCUGGCUAGUGGCAGUUGCCUCAGUCUGACAGCUUUCCUACAACUCUUCGCCUCGCCAAUAUCCGCGUAUGGAUCAAGGAUGCUGUUGAAGAUGAGCGGAACACAAGGCAUCCUCACCGUAACGAAACUACUUCUCGAGGCCGUCCUGACCUCCAAACCAACUCAACAGCGUGUACGUGCCAACUAUUAUGGUGCUCUGUGCUAUGUCCUUGACGUCUGCCACCGAUUUGAUCAACAGGUUUCAGUUUCUGGUGUUGGUGGUGUCACAGAGGUAUCCUUAGCACUCCAAGCAAUCAAUAUCCUCUCGGGUGAUGAUGGAAACGUUGUUAGCAGUUCUUUCCUCACUGUACUCUUUACCGAUAUCUCAAAUGGUCAUCAUCCUAUUGUUCCCAUAUCCGCUCUGGGACUGCUCUGCCUUCUAUUGAAACUAGAUCGUGCCUCAGGACAAAUUAUGGAGACUGUUAUUCGGGAUGGCUGUCUACAGUUCUGCGUUGAUAGUCUGGACGAGGAUCUGGCCAUUUUGCAGCAGUACCUAAUGUCCCGAAAUGACAAUUCUACGAAUCUAGAUAAAGACGUAAAUGAAGCAAAGGGUCAGUCUGAUGCCACCGCAGUCUUCUACGUCUAUCAAUCGAAAAUGGCCUUUCUCACCCUUACAGCCUCUACCCAGCUGGGUGCCAGGGCCCUUAUUCAAACCCCUCUUCUCGACUCGACCCUCUGUCGGUUUGAACCUCUUUCUGGAUCCUGUCUUGCCGACGCUCUAAAUCUUUCCGUAGCCACUUUCAGUAGUGGUUAUAAUGCUGUAACUGAAACCCAGUCAGAUCCACUUAGUUGGUUGGGCACUUACGAGUUUGCACAGCACCUCCUUCAUAUGUUGAAUCAACAGGAAGCAGGCGAACCCGUUGGAUGCAUUCCCAUAGGCCUCAUCGAUCGCCUGGUUACCUCACAGCUCCUCUCUGCUUCUGGGUCUAGCCUUGGAUAUUCUUUAGAUUUUGGACAGUGCCUCAAUUGGGUGGGCAUUCUUGCUCCGGCUCUGGCUCUUGCCAAGUCUCUAGUCUUCACCCUGGGUCCCACUCAUGUGUCCGCGGUGCAGAAGGUCUCGAAGUUCAUCUACACUCAUUCCGAUGCCUUGUUGACAGUGGGAGCUAGUGCCUCCGCGGUGCGGCUACUCUCUGCUCUCAUGCAAGAAUGCUUCCAAGAGGAGAACUCUGCGUCUGUGGAUAAACAGGAGCAGAUGGUCCAGGCGGCCCUUCAAUGGCUUCAGGGCGAGGAGAGUCUGGCUCAUCUUCUGUCCUUUAUACUGCGCUCGAGGAUUCCUUUCAGUCUGGAAGAACCUGACGAUCUCCCGCGUGAGCUUUUGCGAGGCAAGACGCUGCGUCACGUCUUUGCCAUUACCCCAGACUUGUUGCGCACGCUAAAAAAUAAGGAUAAUCGCGUUCUCAGUGACAAUAAUUCACCCAACAAUGCCAGACAAAUUUUUGUUAGAAAUCUUGUAAUCACGGAACAAUUGGAAUUGCUGCGUUUGUUAGUGAGCAUCUGUGUGGCUGCUGUUUCCACUGAGGACGAGUUUGACGGCUUUGAUUCGACUUUUACAAAGAAUCUCAUCUUCUCAUCCUCCCUUUCUGCAAACGAUUCCAACAGCGAUGUCUCUCUGAUCGCAGGCGCGCCGUUGAGUCGCCCCGGCCUGCACCUCCUCUUCGAGCUGGUCACUUGGUCGGCCUCGCGACUGCAUUGCCUAGAGGAUCUGGUCAACCCCCUCACUCGCUACCUACCACUCAGCAUCCUCAGUGGCACUGGUGAGGGUGGAGGUGGGAAGGAGGAAGAGGAGGGCAGGAAGUCCAGUGGUCUCUUAUCGCUGGACAAGGUUCUUCGCUGUCUUGUCAAACUACCUAUAAACGUCCACUCAUCUGGUGGGGAAAUCUCCACUGACAGUUUGCAUCAAGUUGCCACCAACGUCUUCUCCAUAUGGACGCCUGUUGUGGGUCCUCUACUCCAGACAAGUAUCGCUACCGGAGUUGACGCCGGUCAACGGAAUACCUACCUGCGUCGUUUUAUUUCCCUAGGAGGAGGGUUGCUGCAGACUCAAUUGGCUUGCUUCAUCGACGUUUUAGAGCAGUCUCUUUACCUUCUCUGGCGCCAUCUCGCCUGUUUUCUCGCCUCUGUCGGCAAACCUGAGAUGCCAACGGAGCUUGGUGGCGACUGCAGCACACCACGUCGCUGCUCGAGGCGACUUGUGGACGCCGAGUUUGUUGAGCAGCUACAACGCAAACUCUCUUUUGACCUUCUUGAUAGUAUCACUCAAGUCUCCAAGGCUCCCUAUCUCUCGUCAAGUGAACAGCUCUUCCUCCAAGUGAUGGCUCAACGUCUGGACCGGCUCAGCCAGAUGAACAGAGCAGGGGCCACAGAACGGGAGGGUUGA
Molecule: messenger RNA, 9720 nt
Organism: Echinococcus granulosus
Lineage: Eukaryota; Metazoa; Platyhelminthes; Cestoda; Cyclophyllidea; Taeniidae
Product: NADH-ubiquinone oxidoreductase subunit
Exons: 37
Coding region: 1-9720 (3239 amino acids)
Biological process (GO): ATP synthesis coupled electron transport
Cellular component (GO): nuclear pore; membrane
Molecular function (GO): NADH dehydrogenase (ubiquinone) activity; iron-sulfur cluster binding
Source: RefSeq, a predicted model, not a curated record